CGGUGACACUGCAAUGACAUGCAGGGAUAAAUGAAAUUCAGUUGAUAUGUCAUGAUGGUGAGCUACCUGUUUGCUGCCGAUCGGCCGAACGUGUAAACGUGUCACACCCGAUCCCCAGUAGCACCAGUUGCCUCCAUUAGUGUGCGUCAACCGAGCCUCAGUAGGUUUUGUGCUGUUUCAUGGCUCAAAACCGGACAGCGCGAGAAGAACCAACAACAAGAAUCUUGUGAUGGAUGGGAAAGUAGCUUUUAGCGAAUAGUCGAAGAGAAUUUUAAACGAAGCCUAAUAUCUAAGCGAGUGCGUGGAGCUUGGAAAUCGUCAACGCGGGCACUGGAUCGCCUGAACAGCUCGCUUGUGUGGUGUGAGAAGCUCGACCAUGAUAGGCGAAAAAUUUGGGCAAGGCGGGGGCGUAUAUCCACUGCGUCGUACAAUAUUUAUGGUGUCAUAGAGAACAAUGACCCGCCUGUAAAAUGCCGAAAUUCAGAAUUCAACGAUGGGUGAGCAGAAUCGCCCAGCUGCGUCGACUUAAGAUAGUAAUAAAUGUUGCCUUCAGAUUCGGCUGCGCAAGAUAUCUUCUUUCGCGUGGCUUAUAUUCAGAAUUGAUGUGGCAGCAGUAUCGCACUCGCAAGUACACAAGACACCUUGUUGUCAGCUUAGCGAAGGAAAUGUUCAAACGCACAAUUAUUCGCCUGCAGCACACGGUAUCACCCACGUUCUUCCCUGUACAACUCGUAGCGAUUGCAUUCUGCACAGGGAUUCUAGAUGCAACGACGUAUGCUGAUUUCCAGACAUUCGCAUCAAACCAGACGGGCAAUGCAAUUCUUCUCCCUGUGGGGAUGAUGGGUGCGGCGAAUGUCCAGAUGCUCAAUACGGGCACCAGCCUCGCAUCAUUCCUCUUCUUUGGUUUCCUGAGUGGCCAAGUUGGACAUAUUUUUGGGCACAGGAAGCGCUGGUGGAUGCUCCUGAGUUUACUCAUCCAGGCUUUACUUCUCUUCCUCCUGGCGACGUCGGCUGGUUUCCAAGUGGCGAUGGCACGGAAUCUCGGUGUGAACGAGAUUCCUACUGCCAUGCUCACAUCCCCGUUUAUCGAUUUCGUGACUGACCGGUAUCUCUUUACUGGGAACUGGAGUGACAGAAAGGUGAUGGGCCGCAAUCGGCGAUUGAUUUGUACGUUUGGUGUAUUCGAUUGGUGUGUAUACUUAUGGGUUCUAUAGAUAUCCCUGCAUUGUGGGGAGGAGCGUUCGUUGGGGCAUGUAUGCAUAGAUAUUCGGGGUCGAAGGAGGUGAUCCUUAUGGUAGGAUGUAUGAAGUUGGGAGUUAUGGCUUCAUUCUGGUUCAAUCGAGAGGAGGAACACAAAAAUGAGAUAGAGUCACAUGAGACGGUCAUGUGUAGCAGAAUGUCUAUAAUUUAGCGGUGGUGGUUACUCACAAAGUAACGUCCGUAUACCUAGG
Molecule: messenger RNA, 1451 nt
Organism: Suillus paluster
Lineage: Eukaryota; Fungi; Basidiomycota; Agaricomycetes; Boletales; Suillaceae
Exons: 4
Coding region: 471-1214 (247 amino acids)
Source: RefSeq, a predicted model, not a curated record